AUGGAAAUCAAAAAGAUAACCUUAGCAAAUAUCAACGACAUUGAAAAUGAAAAAAAUGUAGACACGCUAAGCAUGAUUACAAAAAAUGAACUGAGAUUAACAAGUAUUAGAAAUGAAAAGGAUACUAAGAUAAAAAACAUAAAAUUUGAGGAUUCUUUAACAAUAAACGAUGAGCAAAUAAAAGUAAAAGAAGCUGUUUUUAUACUACAAAAUAUGGAAACUUUUAAUUAUUCUAUUACUUAUAUCGAAAUACAAAAUAUACGAAAUGAUUUAAGAUUAUUUGCUAUUAACAAUUACAAUGAUAAAAAAUAUUCAGAUUGUUUAAUCCAAGCUAUUCAUUCUUAUAUGAUAGCAAAAAAAUAUUACUCGAAACAUUUUGGUUUUUAUAUAACUGGUGAUAUGAGUACAGAAUUAAUUUUAAUAUGUAAAUGUUAUGUAUUAAUAGAAAAAUAUGAAGAAGGCAAAAAGUAUUUAAAUGAAUUAAAAUUUUUAAUUGACAAUACAUUAUUAUAUACACACAAAAAAGAAUUGUUAAAUGAACAAUCUACUGAAAUUAAUAAAGCUAAAAAUUUAGAUUCACAUUUUGAAGAACCAUAUAUAGUAUGUGAAAUACAAGUCUUAUCAAAUUUACUUUAUAUUUUUUCUGAUUUAUUAAGCCAAUAUAAACAAAAUGAAGAAGCAGAAAAUUAUUAUUUAAAAUAUUUAUAUGUUGUAGAAAAAAUUUUUAAUUCUGAUAGUUUAAAUUAUAGUGAUGCAUUAAAUGAUGUAUGCUCUUAUUAUAUUAAAGUAAGACACUAUGAAAAAGCUAUACCUUUAUGUGAACAAAUUUUAAAUAUAAGAAAAAAAUUUUUUGGAGAUUACAACUCUGAAACCCCAAAUGAAAUCAUUGCAGAUUGUUAUUGUAAUUUGGGAUUAUUAUUAAGACUUUCUGGAAAUCCUUUAAAUGCUUUACACAAAUAUUUAAUAGCCGUCGAUAUGAGAAUGCGAAUACAUAAAACACGACAAACUAUUCAAGUUCAAAAUAUUUUGUUUUCUUUUGCUAUUAUUAUGCAUCAACUUAAUAACUUUAAAAUAUCACUGCAAUUAUAUAAAGAAGUUUAUCAUUUUUACAAAACAUAUUAUGGCCCUCAAGAUAUCAACACAACAAUUGUUUUAAAACUAAUUGAAGAUUUAGAAAAUGAUGUUAAAAAAGAAGCUAAUAAAAAUCACGAGCAAAUAGAAAACAAGCAAAAUUUAAACAAUAACAUAAUAAAUAUUAAUGACAAUAUAAUGGAUAAAAAAACAAACAGCCAUACAUACUGGAACAAAUUUAAUGAACAAAUGAAAAAUAAUAAUAUUUUAAGCAAAUCUGAUUUAGAUCCUAAUUUAAUUGAAAAUCUUAUGAAUGAAAAGGUUUUAAUUAAACCAACUAAUAUAUCUCAUAAUAAUUUUAUUGAUAAAAGAAAAAUUAUAUCAAGAGAUGGGAAUUUUAAAUAUAACGAUUUAAGUUAUUCAAGCAUUGAUGCAUAUAAACAUAUGAAAUCUAAUAAAGAAUUUGAAAUACUAAAAAGCUCUUAUUUUCCAAUUUCAUCUAUUAAUAGAAUUAAAUCAUUAUAUGGAGAUUCUUGGAGGAAUACAUUAAUUCCUUCUACAUACAUUUUACCCUUUGUUGAAACAAAUUUAGUAGAUAAAAAAUUAAUUAAAUUUUCUGAAUGUAAAAAUUUUCAAAAAGCUAUUAUUUAUAAAAGAAAAGUUUUACCAGUUGUUAAUGUACCAUUAAUAGAAAAAGGUUAUGUGAAAUUAGAUAAGGACCAACCUAUUAUGAUAUGUAAUGAAGAUGCGAAAACUUUAUUAAAUGAAUGGAAUGUUAAAGAGCCUUUUGUAGAUCCAAAGGGAAAUGUAUUUAGUAAAUAUGAAAAUAUGGGUCAAGAAUUUAAUAUGUUUAUACCUAUUUUAGAUGAAAAUAAUCAGGUUAUGCUUGGAUUUUAUGAUACACCAUUAUAUGUACCAAAUCCUGCUAUUUAUCAUUGUAUUAUUUUAGAUGACCCAUAUUAUUUUCAUAGAUAUAAUCGUGAUAAUGAUUUAUAUUUAAUCGAUAAUUUAAAUAAAAAGAAUAAAUAUUCGGUGGUAGUAAAUCAUCGUAAUGUGGAUUCAAACGAAAAUAAGUUUAAUUCUACUAACAAAGACGAAUUUUCUGAUAAUAAAAAUAAAAGCCAAAGUUCAUCUAAUUUAAAAGAUACAAAACUAAAUACAUCUAUUGUAAGCAAUUCAUCUACUAAUUUUUUAAAAAAUGACAAACAUGACAUCGAAAUUACUAGUGAAUUAAAAAACCUUGAAAAAAAAAGUACAUCCAAUGUCAUUUUAAAAGAAAAUAUAAGGAAUGGAAAAUCAGUAAUGGAAACGAAAAAAACAAAAUCAAAACAUAUCGAUCAAUCAUUAUCACUUAAACAAUUUCAAAAAGAAAAAAAAGAUAUACCAGUUAAAACACUUGGGCUAAACAAAGAUAAAAAAGCACAACUAAAAAUAAAGAAAUUUAAUAAAAUACAUUUAUUAAAACAAAAUAAUGGUAAUAAAUCAUUAAUAUUUUCAAAAAAUAAAUAUAUGCCUAAAAAGAAUAGGUUUAAUGAUUUAUUUUUUAGAAGUAACGAAAAAUUAAAAUUAAUCGAUCAUAAUAAUAUAAAUGAUGAUAAUAAUCAAUUAGAGAUUUCUAUCAAAAAUAUUAAAUUAAAUAAAGAACCCGUUUUAAAAUCAUCAAUAGAUUAUAAUAUUAAAAUGGAUAUCGAAAAUAAUAUUAACAAAUUAGAACAAUAUGACAUUGACAACUUGAAGAGGGAAAUAUAUUAUGAAAACGAUUCAAAAAAAACGAAAAAUAUUCAUUCGAAUAAAUUAUCAUUUUUGGAGGAUGAAAGCGAAACUGUUGCUAGUUAUAGGGAAUAUAAAAAAGAUAAAUUUAUGAAUUUCACAACGAAAUAUAGACAAAAAAAUAUAAAUCAUAAUGAUAAAAAUGCAAAUAUUAAUACAAAGUAUUCUGAAAACCUUACCAAUAAUAGUAGUGGCGAUAGCAACAGUAAUAUUACAGAAUCAGAAAGCAGUGAUGAUGGUUCUUCAUCUAAUGGAGAUAAAGAUUAUGCCAUUGAUUUGCAUAAAAUCUUCAACAAUAACUUAUCAUCUAACGAUUAUUCUAGCAAUGAUUUUAGUUUGAUUCCAGGUAAUCGUGGUAGAUAUAAUAAUGGAGAAAAUAAUUUUUCUAAAUACUUAAAAAAUGAUAUAAAUAAUACACACAUUGAAAUAUAUAAUGAAAAGGAAAUAGUAUCUUCUUUUUACAAAAAUAAAAUCGGUGAUAAUAUGAUAAUGCGAAAUAAUAAACCUUACGAAAAGUCAAUACAUGAAAAUAAUUAUAAUACAAAAAACAUUAAUAAUCAAUAUGAAUCAAUAUCAAAACAAAGCAAUAUUGAGAAUAAUAAAAGUCAUAUAAAAGAAACAUUAAACAACAUUACAAAUGUAAAUAUCAAUGAUAUUUUAUUUAAAUUUGAUUUGAAUAAAAAUGAUAAUUCAUUAAAAAGUGAAAAUAUUUUAUCUGAUAGUGAUAUAACUGAUGAUGAAGUGUAUGCAGAAUCUUCCGAAAACAAUACCUACUCAAUUAGCGAACAAAAUUUGGAUAAUUCAAAAAAUAUUGAUGAACAAAUAGAAAAUAAACAAUCUUCAUCCAUAUUUAUUCAGUCCUCCUUGCCAUCUAUGCAUUCAAAUAACACAAAUUUAUUUAAUAAUAAAAGUAAAGAUAAUAAAUCAAGUUCUCAAUCAUCUCAAAAUAUAUCCUUUUAUUGUGAAACGAAUAAUAAACUAAAUAAAAAUUAUGAUGAAUUUAUACUAAGUGAAAAUGAAGAAUUUUACAAUCAUAUAAUUAUGGAAGAUUCAAAAAUUGAUGACCAAACUAUAGAAAUAACAAAUUUCCAGGAAAUCAAUAAUCAUUUGCAUAGCUAUAAACAUAAAGUUAUUAAUGAUUUAAAUAUGGAUUCAAAUAUAUAUGAUGAAAAUCAUGAUAAAUAUAAUAUUUUUAAUAAAUUACAAAAAGAAUAUAUUUAUGAACAAGAUAAUAAUCAGGCGCAUUUUGAUGAACCACUCACAAAUAGUAAUAGUCAAAGAAACACACAAAAAACAGAAAAUAUUGAUGAUAAAAGUAAUAAUAGUUCUGUUGUUUGUGGUGUUGAUAAUACUAUUGAUGCACAUACAGAUAUUUUAUUCUUAAGAAAUAAUUCAAUAGAAGAGUUGGAUUCAAAUUUAAUAACUAAUAAAUAUGAAUCAAUUUCUAUGAUUGAUGAAACUAAAAGUGAUUACAUCGAAAAUAAAAGUAAUUAUAUCGAAAAUAAAAGUAAUUAUAUCGAAAAUAAAAGUGUUAAUAGCAUUAAUAUAUCGAUGGAUUAUAUAAAUAUUGAAAAUACACGUGAACAUAAAGAUAAUAAAAUUUCAUCAAAUCGUUUUACUCAAUUAGAUAACGAAUUCGAUACGAUAUUUUCUAGUAAUGACAUUUCAUACCAUGAUAAAAAAACAAAUAUAAACAAUUUGUAUACACAUAAUAAUAAAAAUAAUUUAAUAACUGAAAAAACGAAAAAAGAAGUAGAAUCUUAUAAGAAUAUAACCAAUAAUACAAAAAAUAAUCAUAGUAUAUAUAACAAUUUAAUGGAAUGCGAUAUAUCUUAUUUUUCAAAUUCUAAUGAUACUAAUAAAAUUAAAAAAGAGGAAUCCCCUAAAAAUAUAAGCAAUCAUAUCAAUAGUAACAAUUUUAAUAGUGAUAAUAAUUAUGAUUAUAAAAAUGAGGGAAGGGGAGGAAGAAAACAAAACGAUGUACCCAAGGGUAAAAGAAACAAAAUUUUAAAUAUGUUUUCAUUUUUUUUAAAAAAUAAAAAAGAACGCUAUAAUAAAAGAAAAAAAAACAAAAUAAUGAAUAAUUAUGAAUGCGUUAUAGAUGUCACUAAUAAUCAAAUUAAUAGAAAUGACAAAGAUGCACUGUUAUUAAAUAGUUUUUCUAAUAACGUUUUAAUAACAAAUAUAAAUCGCCAUAAAUUAAAUGGAUCCUAUAAUACUGUUUUAAAAGAUCAAUACGUACUCUCUCAAAAAAAAAAAAAAAAAUUAGUAACCGAGUCAAUUCAUGGUAUGGAGAAACCGAGAUUAAAUAUAAAAUCUAAAUUUUUAGCUUUGAAAAAAAUAAAUACCGUCAAAAAUAGUCUGAUUAAUAAAAAUAGUUCUAUUGAAAAGAAUAAUACAAUAGUAAAAAAUAAUGACGAAAAACAUGAAAAAAAAAAUAAUUUCAUCAUGAAAAAUCCAUCACAGAAUUAUGAAAAGGGAGAUAAUGAUGGUUCAAGCGUAAAAGAAAAAAAUGUUAAAGAACAAAAUGGUAAAGAACACCUCGAAAAAGUGCAAGAUACAGAUACAAAAAAAGAUGACACAUCGCAAUCUGAAGAAUCUGACAUUAAAAAAAUAGAAAAAAAAGAUACGCAAAAUGAAGAGAAAAUUUCAAUACCCCCCAAAAAUACACCUAUUUUGGUAAAAAAUAAUAAUACAGUAGUUAUUCCAAAAAAAUUAGUGAUAAAAAAAAUAGUUCCAAAAAUUUCAUUAAACAAAGCCAGUAAAGAAAAUGAAAAUACUGUUUCAAAUACGUCAAAAAGUAUCCAAAAUAGUGCCACAUCUACUACUAAUACUAGUGAUAAAAAUCAACAAACAAAAGUAAUAAAACAAAUAAAUGAUGUAUUGCCAUUUAAUAUAUUACGAAAAGUGAAAUAUUGUAAAAUUGGAUCUGAACCAGAUGAUAUUUUCGGUACUUUACCAACUGUUCAUUUAUUAAAUGCCGAAAAAAGUGUUUUAGCAAUUGUACCUUGGCAAUUAGAUUUAACCUCCUUCUCUUUAGCUAAAUCUUCUAUUGAAGAAGAAACAAUUAAGAAAAUUGGUUUACUUCAUAAAGAAUUGAAAGUUUCUAUUGAUGAUAGGAAAAAAUUGAUAGAAAAAGAAACAAAACUUUUAACAGGAGAAGGAUUAAAAGAAUUAGGGCUCACAACAAAUUCUACAGAUGCAAUAGCUUCUGUGUCAGGUAUAAAUCUUUUAUCUGGCAUUGAUUUAGAAAUGCUAAAAAAAUCAUAUAAAAUUGAAAAAACUGAGGUUAUAGAAAAUAAUCAAAAAUCAGUAGAAAAGGCAAAAAGUGUUCCCAUAAAAAAGGAGGCAUCAAAAACGACACCAAAAGGAAAAGGAGGAAAAAAAGGAGCCCCAAAAUUUAUGAAAGGUCCUCCAAAAGGUGCCCAAGGUGGGGCUGUUGUUGGAAAAAGUAAAUUUAGUAUUAAAAAAAAUCAAGCAAAGGAUGAUGGAAAAACAAAAAGAUUUUUCUGGGAAGCUUUAUUUGAAAAUGAUAUACCAGGAACACUAUUUGAAGAUAAAAAAAAUUUAAUAACAAAAAUUGAAAUAGAAAAAGAAAGUGUUGAAAAAUGUUUCACAAAGAUUGUUGCUAAAAAAGAAGGGGGAACCGAGUUAAAAAUUAAAAAACCAAAAGUUAUACAAUUAUUGCCAGAUUCAAAAAGAGAAUAUAAUAUGUCCAUUGCUUUAUCUAAAUUUAAUAAUUAUACAUUUAAAGAAAUAAGAGAUGCAAUUAUGGAUUUAAAUCCUAGUGUACUUAAUAUAGAUAAUACAGAAGUAUUAAUGCAAUAUGUACCAACACCAGAAGAAUUUGAAAUUGUUAAAGAAUACAUUUGUUCUAAUGGUGAUUUAAAUUUAGUUGACAAACCUGAACAAUAUAUAGCAGCAUUAACGGGUGUACCUUUAUUAAAACAAAGAUUAGAAUCUCACUAUUUUGCUUUAGCAUUUAAAGAAAAUUAUGAAAAUACUUUAAAUCCAUUAGAAAAUAUAUUAGAAUCAUGUGAAGCAAUAAAAGGAUCAACAAAACUUUUUACUAUUCUAUUUACCAUCUUAAAUGUAGGUAACACAUUAAAUUAUGGUGACCCACAAAGAGGUAAUGCUUUCGGAUUUAAAUUAACAACAUUAGCUAAAUUAAAUGAUAUAAGAUCAAGUACUAAACCUGUUAAAACACUUAUGCAAUAUAUAUGUGAAGUUAUUUAUGAAAAAAGCCCAGAAACAUUGCAAAUAAUUGAUGAAUUAAGAUGUAUUGAAAAUGUAGUCAGAACAGAUAAACAAAUAAUUGAUUCUCUUUUACAAAAAUUAAAAGUGGGUUCUACAAAAAUUAAAAAUGUUAUAGAACUGGCUAAAAAAAACCCAGAAGAUCCAUUAUAUGAUGCACUUAAUGAAUUUUAUUGUAGCGUAGAACCAAAAAUUGAAGAACUCGAACAUUUUUAUAAUCAAACACUUUCGGUAUUCAAAGAUAUUGCAUUAUAUUUAGGUUAUAAAGAAAAAGAAGUAGCUAAUGUACAAAUACAAGAUUUGUUUAAAGAACUUUGGAAAUUUGUUCAAUCUGUUGAAUUUAAUAGAAAAACAAUUAGUGAAAAUGCUCUAAAGGAACUUAAGAAAAAAGAAAAACAAUUGGAAAAUGAAAAAAAAGGAGCAGUUCUCAGCAAAAAGCAAAACUUUACUAUAGUUAAAAAAACUCAAAAGGACCCAGUUGAAAACACUGAAAAGAAAUCUUUCAAAAUAUUUUAA
Messenger RNA from Plasmodium berghei ANKA, 7611 nucleotides. Its product is annotated as formin 1, putative. Gene Ontology annotation, molecular function: protein binding. NCBI's taxonomy places the organism in Eukaryota, Apicomplexa, Aconoidasida, Haemosporida, Plasmodiidae. The record is from RefSeq and is a predicted model, not a curated record. Bases 1 to 7611 code for a protein of 2536 amino acids. The transcript has a single exon.